Molecule: messenger RNA, 1567 nt
Organism: Paramormyrops kingsleyae
Lineage: Eukaryota; Metazoa; Chordata; Actinopteri; Osteoglossiformes; Mormyridae
Gene: mims1a
Product: family with sequence similarity 210 member Aa
Cellular component (GO): mitochondrion
Source: RefSeq, a predicted model, not a curated record
UUGCACUGCAUAACUUGCCGUUUCCCGAAAGCUAUUUUCUGAAUGACAGAGGGGGCAUGGAUGGUCUUUCAUGAAAAGUUUAAGCGUCUUUAUACCAUGCUAAAUCUCAUUCACAUCGCUAAGUCAAGGCCGCAGUAUUGAUGCUGAGGAGCAUUCCUUGCUGAAGGCUCUUGGGUGCGAGUGUCAAAAGGAAAAUGCAGCAGCUCGUUUGCCACAGAGCUUGGCUGCGACUGGUCGCUCUGCAACCGACAGUCCAGGGCCUGUCCCACAGCCCGGUGGGCCCCAGGCCCUGGACUGGGAAAAGGGGUCCCAGCCUGUGCUACGUGAGCACAUCAGAGGUAGCUAGAGCAGCGUCACCAACACAGAAGGAGAGGAUGAACAACCCAGAGCAGCCUGGCGACUCCGAUCCCCUCCAGGACAAGUCCAUCGGGCUGGUCCAGCGCUUCAAGAAAAUGCUGAAGCAGUAUGGGAAAGUGAUGAUCCCUGUGCAUCUGGUGACGUCAUCUCUGUGGUUUGGGGCUUUUUACUACACAGCCAUGAAGGGUGUGAAUGUGGUCCCGUUUCUCGAGUACAUCGGCCUCCCAGACAAACUCGUUGACCUCAUGGAAAAAUCUCAGAGUGGAUACGCAAUUACCGCCUAUGCCAUGUACAAGAUCGCCACUCCAGCCAGGUACACCGUCACGCUGGCUGGGACCUCCCUCUCUGUGAAAUACCUCCGCAAGCACGGCUACAUGUCAACCCCGCCCCCAGUCAAGGAGUACAUACAGGACAAGAUGGAGGAGACCCGGGAGCGAUUUUCGGAGAAAAUGGAAGAAACCAAGGGGAGGAUUUCCGGGAAAAUGGAGGAGACUAAGGAUCGGUUGUCGGGGAGGAUGGAGGAGACGAAGGACAAGUUCUCAGAGAAGCUGCAGCAGACCAAAGACAAGGUGUCUUUCCGAAAGAAAGAUCAGGGACCCUAAACUUUAAACUGUAACUACACCCUACAGGAGUCUCCAGCGGGGGGGGGGGCAGUGACCCUAGUGUCCUGCUUGUGCUCACAUCUCAGUCCUAGCAGCUCAAUUAAAGCUGCACUUAGCAUCUGUGAUUGUAAAAGAAACAUAAUAGGUCUCAGCGUUAUUAGAAGGGGAAAAAAAUGUGAACAUCAAUUCAAAGAUCGGUGGGAUCAUGGGUCAGACUGUGCUGCGUGGUAAUAGUCAUAUUUCUCUGUGUCCAUCUUUUAAAUGUUCUGUGUACAUUGUUGUCAUUUUCUAUCCAUCGCUGAUAACAUGUUCGUCAUGGAGUGGAUACCAGGGUGUCUUUGUUUUUACUUGAGUCGCACUAGAGUGCUUUGAAAUCUACCAAGUACCUCUUGUCCCGGUGAAGUGAUGUCAUUACCGUAAGAGCAGUGUUCUCGCAGAGUGAUCAGCACCUCCCUCCUGUUGGUGGCUGAGGCUGGCAUUCUGGAGUGACUUUAACAGUGACUGUCCUGCAUGAUAGGCAGUAUAUGUGUCAGGCAUGUCCAUUUGCACACGCAUGCUUAAUAUGCUGACCGUGAAUGAAGGUUCAAUUAAAUCUACUCUGCAACUGG